AUGGCGCUAGUGCGCCGGAUACUAGGCGACGCCCAGGCGAAACUCCGCAAAAUGGUCGACGAGCAAGUCUCAGUGGGGGCCAGAGUAGACGCUGACGCGGAGCCAGAACCAGCAGAUCCUCUCAUCACUCCUGCAAGCUCGGCACUCGAUAGGCCCGAAUUAGACCGGCCUAUCCCACCAGAAAGAAGGCUCCUUAUCGGAACUCUAGAUAAACCUAGAAAUGGGGGGCUCGGAAGCCUCAGCGUUGAUAAAGAAGCUACUCUUAACAGAACCACUAGACUUUCAAUUCGAAAUGGGAAAGAUAAUCCUUUUAUAGAUGACGACAAUAAAGAAAACCAAGCAAAUGGUAAAAUGGAAUCGCCAGUAAAAUGGUCAUUACAGAACGGUAGUGACAGCGGUACAUAUGCCGAGAUUGGAAAUGGAGGGAAUAGCAACACUAGUGAAAGGAACAUUCUGGACCCGGCUGACAGCUCCGAAGAGGAGGUGCCAUUACCUGAUGCUACAUCACCCGGAAGAAGCAGCGAUGGUCCGGAACCAAGAGCUGAUAUUACAGCGACACUUGAUGGAGAAGCGGCUUCACCGGGCGGGCGGUCGGACCGAUCACGACAAGAGGAAGUGCCGGCUUCCCCUGGGAUGCUCACCGCGGCUCAAGUAGCCAGAAGGCUUCGGAUGGAAAACGAUCGAUUACAGGGCGAGUUAACUCGAGUACGUCGUCUUUUAGUGGCGGCUGCUGAAAGAGGAGAGGCUGGUACAGCAUUGCUUGACCGGUCAAAGACCGAAGGAGGCUCCGAAUCUACACCUCUUGACCCACAACAACUUGAAAAGGAACUUCUUCUAGCUAGAGAAGCUGUUACCUCUUUGAAAGCAGACAAAAAAAGGUUGAAGGCGGAGAAAUUUGAUCUACUAAACCAAAUGAAACAACUGUACGCCACGCUCGAAGAUAAAGAAAAAGAACUCCGAGACUUUAUAAGAAACUACGAACAGAUGCGAUCCCGGGGUGGCGCUUCAUCAGCUCUCGGAGCUGAGCGAGCUGAACGGGAACGUGAGCGAGCUGCUUUACUGCGUCACGCACGCGACGAAGCGGAGCGCUCGCUACAACUAGCUGCUGCCUUGAGUGCAAGAGACACUCAACUUCGACAUGCAAGGGAACAAUUAUUUGAGGCAAGAAGGCAAUUGCAAGCAGCAGGAUGCUUGUCGGAAGGCGAAAGUGUUGCAUCACUUGGAAUGGGACCGCCCAUGAUGCUCGGAGGACCAUCAGGGUUAAUUGGAGAUAGGGGCAGUUGUAGCGCUGAUUCGGGAGUCAGAGGCAGCAGUGAUGGGGGAGCGACAUCAGUUUGCGGCGGAAACUUGUCUGAUUCCACGGCUGAAGGGGCCCCACCGACCAUCGAUGCUUACGACACAGAUGCUGUUUCCUUAGUGUCAUCUGCUCAUCAUAUCUAUCAAUUGAGCACACCACGGGACUGCAGCCCUACUUUGUCGCCACAUAACAGCGCAUCACCUUUCACACGCUCCAUUGACGCUGGAUCUCUUUCAAGGUCAGUAGAACAGCUGUCAAGUCCAGGUGAGUGCGAAACUGCUCUUCUUGGUGGAGUUCGCGGUCGCGCUGGAGGUCCCGGAGGCAAAGGUUCUCGUGGACGGGGCUCAGCCUGGGGCUCUAUUUCGCGAGUUUUUGCACGCUCUAGACACCGCACUAAGUCUGGCAGUGCGGCUGCUAGUGGACACGAGAGCGAACCAAUCUACUCAGGUAGCGGGGCCAGAGCUUGGUCACCGCUCGGCAGUGAGGCAGCGUUACGCGAAGCAGCUUCUCUACCUCUUGCGAGAUGGCGGGCACCCGCCAUUAUUGCCUGGCUUGAACUGGCGCUAGGCAUGCCCCAGUAUGCUGCUGCAGUUGCUGAUAAUGUCAAGAGUGGCAAGAUCCGUGCUUUGAAUGGGCAGGUUCUGCUCGAGUUGUCAGAUGCGGAUCUGGAGGUGGGGCUAGGCAUCUCGCAGCCGAUGCACCGCAAGAAGCUGAGGCUGGCGAUUGAGGAGCGUAGAAGACCGGACCUCGUGCGAAACCCAACAAUAGGACAACUGACUCAUGCUUGGGUUGCUGCUGAAUGGCUUCCUGAUUUGGGAUUAUCACAGUAUGCUGAAUCCUUCCUUGCAAAUUUGGUGGAUGCUCGGAUGUUGGACACUAUUAGCAAGAAGGAGUUGGAGAAGUACCUGGGCGUGACAAGGAAAUUCCAUCAGGCAUCUAUUGUGCAUGGCAUACAUCUUCUCAGGAUCAUGAAGUAUGAUAGACAGGCUUUGGCCGUGCGGCGGCAUCAGUGCGAGAACGUAGAUGCCGAUCCUCUAGUGUGGACCAAUCAGAGAUUUAUGCGAUGGGCCCACAAUAUUGAUUUAGGUGAAUUUGCAGAAAAUCUCAAAGAUAGUGGAGUUCACGGAGGUCUGGUUGUACUAGAACCGUCAUUCACUGGCGAGACCAUGGCAACAGCACUUGGAAUUCCACCUUCAAAAAGCAUUAUCCGGCGGCAUUUGGUCGCUGAAUUCGAUGCACUCGUCAUACCUGCCAGAAACUUGUUUGGUCACCAAAUCAGGAUGUUGGGUAGACCGUUCUCAAGGUCCGUUGCGACUGGAUUACCGGGGAUCGAUCUUAGCGCAGAUUCCCGAAGGCACAGUUUGAGGGGCUCAAUAACUCGAGCUCUCGGCGUUCUCAAGUCAAAGCACGACCGGACUUCACCAUCCAGUUCGAGUGAGAGCUCAAGUGUGUUGAGUCUGACGCAACCGUACGCGUCAUACUCACCCCCGAUAGCGGUGCGUACGUUGUCGCAGUUGAGUAUGACGUACGCGCCACCACCAACACUGCAGGAAUACGAGCCAAUAUACACACCGCUCAGUCUCUACUCACAGUCCAGCGUAUCGACCAGAGACAGUCUGCAGCGCCUCAACGAUAUUAACGAAAACUCAAGUAUCACUCAUAGGUAUGGAACAAAGGCAGAUCAUGCUCAUCGAGUGAGUUCCCCUCUACCAGCCAAGACCACAGAUGACGUUGUGAAGCAGAAACGGCACCGCCGCGUGAAAAGCAUUGGCGAUAUUAAUGCGUGUACUAAAACUCCCGUUUAG
Molecule: messenger RNA, 3102 nt
Organism: Arctia plantaginis
Lineage: Eukaryota; Metazoa; Arthropoda; Insecta; Lepidoptera; Erebidae
Source: the annotation of a GenBank genome assembly